This is a messenger RNA of Ailuropoda melanoleuca (giant panda), 917 nucleotides long. Its product is annotated as steryl-sulfatase-like. The transcript is spliced from 5 exons. Bases 1 to 444 code for a protein of 147 amino acids. Gene Ontology annotation, molecular function: arylsulfatase activity. The record is from RefSeq and is a predicted model, not a curated record. Lineage: Eukaryota; Metazoa; Chordata; Mammalia; Carnivora; Ursidae.
AUGACCUGUGUGCCAGGGCAGAUCUUGAAUGUUCUUGCUGAGUUGAACCUGGCUAAUAACACCCUCGUGUACUUCACCUCGGACCAAGGAGCCCAUGUGGAAGAGGUGGACACCAAGGGAGAAGUCCACGGAGGCAGUAAUGGAAUCUAUAAAGGGGGAAAAGCAAACAACUGGGAAGGAGGUAUCCGGAUUCCAGGCAUUCUGCGGUGGCCGGGGGUGAUACAGGCUGGGCUGGAGGUUGGUGAGCCAACGAGCAACAUGGACAUAUUUCCUACGGUGGCCAACCUGGUGGGAUCGCCAUUGCCCGAGGACAGAAUCAUUGAUGGACGUGACCUCAUGCCACUGCUUCAAGGGAAGACCCAACUCUCCGAUCACGAGUUUCUCUUCCAUUACUGCAAUUUCUACUUAAAUGCCGUGCGCUGGCGUCCUCGGAACAACCGUUAAGGGACACAGCAACAACAAGAACAGAGUCUUUCCACCGAUCAUCGCAAUGUGAACAUGCCCUGUUUCGUGUGAGGACUUCUUGUGUCUGUUAACACCACCUCGUCACAGACACGCUCCAGAUGACGGAUGCAUGGAUCACUCUCCGAAGGUGGGUCUGUGAAUGCCAGCUUCAGGGUAUUGUGCCACGCUCAAAGGCUUCGGAAUACGAAAGCACCACUAAAGGUUAGGGUCUGGUCAUAGAAUCGUUUUACCGAGCUGGGUUGCAAGGUUAUCUGUUUAACUCCGCGCUCUGCGGGUAUGUGUUUUGAACUCGGACAUUGUCAACAAGUGCUACAAUUAAAUGCACGGUGAACACAUAACAACAUGCAUGAGGCUGCAUGUAUAUGUGUGACUAUUUUCAGCAUAUAUCCCUUUUUUAUUUGCAUAGAUUUGUCACACCUAAUUUUACCUGUAAUUGCAAUUUGUGAUGGUAA